GAUCUUUUUAUUAUAAAGAUCUGGGACACGUGCUUUCCAAGUCCAACGUGAUUGGACCGCUUGCAACCUCGCGUUUUAAAAAAAAAAAAAAAGUAGGGAAGUGCACAAGCUCGUGUUUACUUCCCGCGGUGCGUGCCAUUAUCAAGAAGUGUCGAUAAUUAAAAACGGGAUGUUUGUCGCGCGCAGCAUCGCAGCCGAUCAUAAAGAUCUGAUCCACGAUGUUUCUUAUGAUUUUCACGGGCGGAGAAUGGCGACGUGCUCCAGCGACCAAAGCAUUAAGGUGUGGGAUAAGGGUGGUAAUGGAGAAUGGAGCUGCACAGCCAGCUGGAAAACUCACAGUGGCUCGGUUUGGAGAGUGACCUGGGCCCAUCCAGAGUUUGGACAAGUGUUGGCAUCCUGCUCCUUUGACCGUACUGCCAUAGUAUGGGAGGAGAUUGUUGGAGAGUCCAAUGACAAACAACGAGGACAAAGCCAUUGGAUAAAGAGAACCACACUUGUGGACAGUCGGACAUCUGUGACCGACGUGAAGUUUGCCCCGAAGCACAUGGGCUUGAUGCUGACCACAUGUUCUGCAGACGGGGUGGUGCGAAUCUACGAGGCCCCUGACGUGAUGAACCUGAGCCAGUGGUCCCUGCAGCACGAGAUCUCGUCCAAACUCUCCUGCUCCUGCAUCUCCUGGAACCCUUCCAGUUCCCGAGCUCAUGCACCUAUGAUUGCAGUGGGUAGCGAUGACAGCAAUGUAACGUAUGGUGGCAAAGUUCAGAUAUACGAGUAUAACGAAGUUACAAGGAAAUAUGCCAAAGCAGAGACACUGAUGACAGUUACAGAUGCUGUACAUGAUAUUGCAUUUGCUCCAAAUCUGGGACGGUCUUUCCAUGUACUUGCUAUUGCAACCAAAGAUGUGCGCAUCUUCAAACUGGUUCCACUUCGAAAGGACGGCUCUUCUUCAGCACCCACUAAAUUUGAGGUGCAGGUGCUGGCUCAGUUUGACAGUCAUAACUCUCAGGUUUGGCGGGUCAGCUGGAACAUCACCAGUACACUUCUGGCUUCCUCUGGUGACGAUGGUUGUGUGAGACUCUGGAAAGCAAACUAUAUGGACAAUUGGAAGUGCACGGGCAUUCUAAAGGGAGAUGGUAGUCCAGUAUCUGGUCAGCCUGGAGCGCUGAGCGGCGUCCUGGGAUCUGCUACUGCACAGAGUGCUCUAAACGGGGCCACUGGAAGAUAGAUGCCAUAUGACAGGAGCCAAAUCUGGAGCUGAGCACUUCUUUGAUACUGGACUUUACACUGAGACCAACUGAUUGUGCUUGCUGGACAUGCAAGAAGACUGGCACUUACCAUGGGUCGAUUAGUAUUAUUAUUAUUAUUAUUAUUAUUAUUAUUAUAAACUGCCUUCAAUGAAUGUUCCUUAAGUUGACUUCCCUUUCAGUCUAUGGGAUUGUUUUACUCCGGAUACAGACUGAAAAAUACAUGGCCUUUUUGCCCAUUUCUGUAUUUUGAAAUGAGUCGUGUUUAAAUGGAUGUUCUGAUCCCGAAAAGACACCAUAUCUAUUUCGGAGGACGUGUUUUAUUUUAAUGAUGUUUUGUUGACAUGAUUAAUGAAAAAAGAUGCUGCCAUUACAAAGCUGCGAAAUAUUGGUCUAAUUGACUUCACUCUUGUGUUAUUGUAUGAGAAUCAUAAAGGUUAAGGUUUAAGCAGCUGGUAUAUAUGAAGUAUUCAGAAAUAUUUGAGCUUGUUUUAUUUGAAUCAUGCAUUUCUACUUUAUUAGUAAAAUAGGCGAUAACAGUAUAAUAAUCCUUGCUAGGUUACUUUUGAUAGAUGAUUUGAUUUCUAUGUAUGAUGAAAAGUUUCUGUGAAGAAAAAGGGAAGUUGUAUUAAAUGCCAUGGUGUUAAACACUUCAGCAGAAUUGUUUUCUUUUACUAUUUAAAAAAUAGU
Molecule: messenger RNA, 1934 nt
Organism: Sinocyclocheilus rhinocerous
Lineage: Eukaryota; Metazoa; Chordata; Actinopteri; Cypriniformes; Cyprinidae
Product: nucleoporin seh1-like
Exons: 8
Coding region: 170-1225 (351 amino acids)
Biological process (GO): positive regulation of TORC1 signaling; cellular response to amino acid starvation
Cellular component (GO): nuclear pore outer ring; Seh1-associated complex
Molecular function (GO): structural molecule activity; protein binding
Source: RefSeq, a predicted model, not a curated record